CCUACCUUGGUACACACAGGCAGAAUAUGGAGACCAAGCAGAGCACAGAAGGGAAAUGGUCGCACGGGAAGACCAUGCCGGUGAAGAACGUCCAGGCGCUGGCCGCGGACGCGGCGGAGCUGACGGAGGAGGCCAUCAAGCGGUACAUCAGGCCGGCGAGGGCCGACGAUGUCGUCGUUGCUGCUCACGGCGAUAAUAGCAGCCAGAGCAUUCCUGUGAUCGACCUUGGUAGGCUCCUUGAUCCCCGGAGCUAUCAGCUGGAGGCGGCCAGGCUCAGGUCCGCAUGUGAGGAGUGGGGCUUCUUCCAGGUGAAAAACCAUGAAAUUCCUGACACAGUUCUUGAAAACAUGAGGAACGACCUCGAGCACUUCUUCAGGCUUCCCCUCGAUGAGAAGAACAGAUUUGGCCAGUUGCCUGGAGACCUCCAAGGCUAUGGCCAAGCAUUUGUUGAGUCCGAACAUCAAACGCUCGACUGGUGUGACAGGCUUUACCUAGUGACCCAGCCACCUCACGAUCGUGAAAUGAGACCAUGGCCUACAACUCCUGUCAGCUUCAGGGAAUCCAUUGAGUCGUACUCCUCUGAGCUGAUGAGGGUGACUGGCUCGCUCAUGGCAAUCAUCGCUAGAAACCUAGGCGUUGAUCUCCCCAGUGAUACAUACGUGAGUCAGGCAUUGAGGAUGACCUACUACCCUGCAUGCCCCGUGGCUCAUGAUAAGGUUUUGGGGAUUUCACCACAUUCCGACAUUUCUAUGCUAACGCUGGUAUGGGAGUUGAAUAUGGUGGGAGGGCUCCAGAUCAAGAGACAAGAUGCAUGGGUGCCGGUAAAACCCCACCCCAAGGCAUUGGUGGUGAAUGUUGGUGACUUUCUUGAGAUAAUGACAAACGGAAAGUACCAAAGCAUUGAGCACAGGGUCACCGUUAAUCCUCACAAGGAGAGGAUGUCCAUUUCUGCUUUUCACCUCCCAAAGUUUGAUAUGAGCGUGGGCCCAUUAUCUGAAAUAGUUGGGGCCGAGCUCAAGAAAUACAAGACCCUGAGGGUGGACGAGGUUGCUAAGGUUGUUUUCUCGAGCAAACUUGACGGCAAGAAAACCAAGGACUAUGCCAUGCUUAGAGUCUGAGUCUACAAGAGCAGAAACUUGGAGCAGAAAUUUCGACAGCCGUAUAUAGGCCUGAAACAUUUGCGCUGCUCCAUUUUGGUCAUGGUUAAUUGGCCGAUGUAUAUGAAUGUGAACUAAUAAAUGUAUCCAGAUGUGAGAUAAUAAAUCAGAAUGUGUGCUCCUCAAAA
Triticum aestivum (bread wheat) is the source of this 1285-nucleotide messenger RNA. RefSeq names its product 2-oxoglutarate-dependent dioxygenase 11. The record is from RefSeq and is a predicted model, not a curated record. The transcript has 4 exons. Lineage: Eukaryota; Viridiplantae; Streptophyta; Magnoliopsida; Poales; Poaceae. The coding region runs from base 27 to 1118 and encodes 363 amino acids.